AUGACUGUGUCACCUUGUGUGAAUGGUGUUUCAGCCAACGGGGAUCGGGUCCUGAUCAUAGGUGCAACCGGUUUUAUGGGUCAGUUCGUUGCCCAAGCUAGCCUUGACUCAGGCAAACCCACCUACGUUCUCUUGCGGUCAUUCCCUAGUUGUCUUCUAAAAGCCAAAGCCACCAAAGCUUUUGAGGAUCAAGGGGCCAUCAUUUUAUUCGGUGCUAUGGAAAACGAAGAAUUAAUGGAGAAGAUAUUGAAGGAUCACGAGAUAGAUAUAGUAAUAUCAGCAUCUGUGCCAGCAUAUUAGACCAACUUUACCUUGUCCGUGCCAUUAAAUCAGUCGGAACAAUUAAGGUAUGCAGCAGAACAAAAAAUGCUCCGGGAGAAUGAAAAUUAAGCAGAAUGAAAAGUAGGAGGGACACACGUUUUAUCUUUGAAGGAUGAAAAGUAAAAAUGAUACAAUUUCCUU
Molecule: messenger RNA, 462 nt
Organism: Ilex paraguariensis (yerba mate)
Lineage: Eukaryota; Viridiplantae; Streptophyta; Magnoliopsida; Aquifoliales; Aquifoliaceae
Source: the annotation of a GenBank genome assembly